AUGUCAGUUCUCCAAGUAUCAAGCCUCAAGGCUUCUGAAACUGAAACUGGAGAUGAAUCAUCACAGACUGGAUUAGAUAGCGGGGCAGGGGGUGGGGGAGUGGAGCACGAAUUCGUAGAGAGCUUAGGCCGUGUGCAAACACGAUCAGAUUUCAUCGAAUUAGUAUGUGAUCUUGGUCACCUGAAGAUCGUAUGCGCACGCACCAUCAGAAAUCGCGUGAUAAGGAGUCUUGAGGAGCCAGAAAGCUCCUAG
This is a messenger RNA of Sclerotinia sclerotiorum 1980 UF-70, 252 nucleotides long. RefSeq lists its product with no specific name. The transcript is spliced from 3 exons. Lineage: Eukaryota; Fungi; Ascomycota; Leotiomycetes; Helotiales; Sclerotiniaceae. The coding region runs from base 1 to 252 and encodes 83 amino acids. The record is from RefSeq and is a predicted model, not a curated record.